AUGGCCGGAACACAGCAUGACCCCAAGCUUUUGUAUGCCAUUGAAGGUGUCAGGGCGUACCACAUCGUAAAUGGAUCAGAAGAAUCCCUAACCGCGUCGGGGCCUCAGACCCUUUCCCUUCUCAUGGUACCGACAUCUUCUCCCUUUGCAGACGCAUCUCAAAUCGGAGCCGCAGAGAAUGACUUCUAUCUCCACCUUCACCUCCCACCUGAGCUCGAUCUUCCGCUUCCCGCGACAACUCAGAUUUACCACCAGCCUCCUUGUAGCUAUCUCAUCCCUCGCUCCCAUACCGGUGGCGGCAGGAUCGUGCUGGUGGAUGAAGAGGACGGAAGCGUUAUCGGGGAGCUAGGGGAGGCGUAUCAAAUUGUUGAAGAUAGCGCUGUGAAGCCUGGAUCAAAGGAACCUGUAGAAUUCUCCCUCCCGCUUGACGGUGGACAGAUCAUUGCUGUCCAUCCAGCAUCACAGGAAUACGUUGAGAUGGAAAUGCACCCGUCGUACAAGAAAUCAUCCCUCGUUUCAACUGCGUCCAAGGCAUCACGACUAAUUGUAUCUACUUCUGACAUGGUCACCAAGGUUUUGCAGAAUCAAGCAGAAUCAUUUACGAAGAGCACCAAGCCGGUGGCUGAACCAGUCACCUUCACACCAGCCGCCCACGACCGCAUCCGGAAAAUCAAUCACUUUUCUACCAAGGCCGCUCACCUUUCCUCCACUACUGUCGGCCGCAUUGGGCAGAUUGCCCAAAAUGUCGGCGCGGGUCUCACAAAAAAAAGAUGGGCCUCCCGGGGUAUGACAGCAGCGGGAAUCCAAUCGAGACGUACAAACCGGGAGUUCUGA
This is a messenger RNA of Parascedosporium putredinis, 834 nucleotides long. The record is from the annotation of a GenBank genome assembly. Lineage: Eukaryota; Fungi; Ascomycota; Sordariomycetes; Microascales; Microascaceae.